Molecule: messenger RNA, 1178 nt
Organism: Psammomys obesus (fat sand rat)
Lineage: Eukaryota; Metazoa; Chordata; Mammalia; Rodentia; Muridae
Product: ras-related protein Rab-18-like
Molecular function (GO): GTP binding; GTPase activity
Source: RefSeq, a predicted model, not a curated record
AUGUGGAGGUCAGAGGACAACUUACAGGAGUUCAUCCUCUACUUCCACCUUGUGGGUUCUGGGAAUCAAACUCGGGUCAUCGGGUUAGGCGGCAAGUGCCUUUACCUGCUGAGCCCCCUCAAGAGCGGGCGCAGGAUAGACGAGGACAUGCUGACUACUCUGAAGAUCCUCAUCAUCAGAGAGAGCGGGGUGGACAAGUCCAGCCUGCUCCUGAGGUUCACAGAUGACACCUUUGAUCCAGAACUUGCAGCAACAAUAGGUGUUGACUUUAAAGUGAAAACUAUUUCAGUGGAUGGAAAUAAGGCUAAACUUGCAAUAUGAUACGCCGGUCAAGAGAGGUUCAGAACCCUAACUCCCAGCUAUUACAGAGGUGUGCAGGGAGUUAUACUACUUUAUGAUGUCACAAGAAGAGACACCUUUGUUAAACUGGAUAAUUGGUUAAACGAAUUGGAAACAUACUGUACAAGAAAUGACAUAGUAAACAUGCUAGUUGGAAAUAAAAUUGAUAAGGAAAAUCGUGAAGUUGAUAGAAAUGAAGGCCUGAAAUUUGCACGAAAGCAUUCUAUGUUGUUUAUAGAGGCAAGUGCAAAAACCUGUGAUGGUGUUCAGUGUGCCUUUGAGGAGAUUGUUGAAAAGAUCAUUCAGACACCUGGACUGUGGGAAAGUGAAAACCAGAACAAAGGAGUCAAGCUGGCACACAGGGAAGAGAGCCACGGAGGAGGAGCCUGUGGUGGUUAUUGCUCUGUGCUAUAAACUCUGGGAAGUCCGUCUCUUGCAUAUUUGAUCAGAUAGUGACAUCUUUCUGUAUAUAAACUCUUAACUGCUAUUAGGGACCUUGCAGUUUGCACAUAAUUGUUUUUAUCAUGGCAGUGAGUAUUUGCAAGAACUCCCCUCACCGACUUUCCCAGGUGAAAUGUUAUGGUAAACAUGCACAGUUUGCAGUCUAUAGUUUGUUUUUUUUAAUGUAACGUAAAAUAGGUGUACCUUCAUGAGUACAUUUGGUUUUAUGAUUUACAUUUAUCAUGUCAUUUUCAAAAACAUCCGUCUAGUAUGUGUUGCUGCAAGUCUGCUUUUUUCCUCCCUUUUGCUUAAUUACUGAAUUACUUGGUAUGUAGAGCCGGGACGGUGGGGAGGGGUGGAGGUAUCAUCAGCCUACCCAGGUUCCCGUGAGGAGUGAC